Molecule: messenger RNA, 3959 nt
Organism: Drosophila grimshawi
Lineage: Eukaryota; Metazoa; Arthropoda; Insecta; Diptera; Drosophilidae
Gene: KrT95D
Product: phosphofurin acidic cluster sorting protein 2
Exons: 11
Coding region: 40-3555 (1171 amino acids)
Biological process (GO): protein localization to plasma membrane
Source: RefSeq, a predicted model, not a curated record
AAACUACAAUUGCGAUCACAACAACAACAUAUAUUAACCAUGAAGAUGGUGGACAAAUCGUCCAAAUUGAUGGAUAAAUUUGUCUCAAGUGGCAGCGGUGGCAGCGGCUCAGCCUCUGCCUCGGCGGGCAACGCUGCAUCAGCCACAUCGGCGGGAUUAGGCAUCGGUGGCAUCGGGGGCAUUGGCGGCAUCAUUGGUGCAGCCAGCGGCAGCAAUAUGACGACAACAAACAAUGGACAGAAGCCGGUGCCCAUGAAACUGUUUGCUGCCUGGGAAGUCGAUCGUACGCCGCCCAAUUGCAUACCAAGACUCUGCUCGUUGACAAUAACGCGUCUGUCCAUCCUAACACCGUUGCCGGGAGACACCACAUCGCUGUCGCUGGCUGUCAAGAUGCAGAGUUCGAAGCGAACGCUGCGCAGUCACGAGAUACCCAUCAAUGGCAGUGCACUGACAUCUGCGGCAUCCAGUCGCGAGAGCUCGUCGUUGCAGGGCAACUCGCCGCUGGCCAAUGUGAUUGGGGGCUCGGGGAUGAUUGGCACGCCGGGCAAUGUGGGUAAUGCGGGCAUUGGAACUGGUAUUGUGCCACUGACCGAAACGGAACUGGACUUGCACUUUAGUCUGCAGUAUCCGCACUUCAUCAAGAGAGAUGGCAAUAGACUGGUGAUUUUGUUGCAACGCCGCAAGAAAUAUAAAUCGCGUACGAUUCUAGGUUACAAGACACUCGCCGAGGGCAUUAUACGAAUGGAUGCAGUGCUACAGAAAUCAAUGGAUAUGAUCAUUGAGCUGACCGCAUCUGGCAAGAACGGUCGGCCCGGCACUGUGGUUGCCUGCCUGCGCGCCGAGCGCGUCUCCUCCAUUCCAGUUGACCAUGACAAUAAGAAUAACAACAGCGUGCUGCUGGCAGAUCGCGUUGCUGAGUACUCGGACGAGGACGAGGAGGCUGAAUUCAGUUCUGGUGAAUUUAACGACGAGUCCAACGAGCUGGCAAUAACGGGUUACGAUCAGAAGCGUGACUAUAAUCCGGCCAAGCAUGAUAUGCGCAAGUAUCGCAACAAGCUGCAAAGAUCGGGCAUUGAGGAUAUCGCAAUAGUUGGCCAUCAUCAGCAUCAGCAUCAUCAUCCCGUCGACAGUGACAGCGAGUUCGAGAUGAAGGACAAGAGUUCAUCCCGUGCCAAGUUCAGUCGGACAAUUUCACUGCAACAACGCAACUUUAAGCAGAAAAUUGUCGCGCUGCUGAAGCGAUUCAAGGCCAGCGAGGAGCUGGAGAAUGAGACACACAGUGGCACCGCCGCGCUGCGAGGCGAGCGCGAUUUGGAUGCACUAUUUCAGGAGCUGGAGUCGCUCUCGUGCUGCGAGGGCGAUGAUUCUGGGCCGGAUAUGGACAGCAUAUCGGUUGGAUCGACGCCAAAGCCGUCGCUGCGUCCGUUCUUCACCAACUCACGGAUCAUGCUGCACGACAGUCUCGCCGGCAAUGGCAGUGGCGCUCCAGGCAGCGGCAUCGGUGGUGGAACGGGAAACUCUGAGCGCCGAUCAUCGGAUAAGAGCGACCAAUUGACCAAUUCAUCUUACAAUAUUGAAAAUAACAAAAACCAAAAAUGCAUUCAUUUAACAAACAAUAACAAUUCGGCUACAACACCAGAUCGCACUGGCAAUGAUAGUUCUGGUAAUGAGGAUGGCUCCGAUCCGCAGAAUAGUCCGCCACGGGACAAGGACUAUCUGCGCCAGCAACAAUAUCAACAGUUGACACCAGUUAGCUCCGUCACCGGCAACAUGAGCAGCACCGGGAUUACUCCCUCGCAGGCACCUACCGAGAAGCGUUCACGCCUCUUUCGCACCUCGAGCAAUACGCCGGCGAUGGGCACCGCUAGCGCCGGCAGCGGAGUCGGCGGCAACUUGGCGAACAACAGCAAUGCGGUGGGCAAGAGGAAGCACACGCUGAGCCUGAGCAAUGAGCCGCGUUCGGCCCUGGAGGCGUGCCUAUCGCCUACAAAUGUGGAGCCGCGCAAGUUGCUGCUUGAUCAGCUAAGCCGCGUGUUCGCCGGCGACGACAAUGUCAUACCCGAGGUACUGACCAUCAUAAGUCCGCCAGAAGCGUUGGGCGGCAGCACACUGCUGGCCAAGCUCGUCAACCUGUUUGCCAACUCCUUCAAGCCGGCCUUUGUGCCACAAAACACGGCCGAGGUGAAGGCUGUGCUGCAGGCGCUCAUGGCUAAGAUACAGAAGUAUUGCAAUUCGAAUGCCAAGCCGCCGCACACGGUCAAGGUGCUCCUCAUUGGCGGCGACUGGCUGCAGGGCGCAACGUUGCGACAUUAUGUGGAGCUAUUGGGAGUUCGCCCACCCGACUGGUUGAAUCAUUUGCGCUUCUAUUUGGUGCCUAUUGGCGGUGGCAGCAGCAACGGCAGCGUGGCACGUCAUCUGAGCCAAAUGGAUCAGGCCUAUGCCGCCAUGUUCGGCUCAGAGAACUGGUCGCAGCUAUGCGAACGCUCGGCAGCCACAGCGGCAGCAGUUAGCGCUGUGACCACUGUGAAUGCCACAGCUCUAACGGCCAAUCUGGCCGAUUCGGCAUCUGUGUCCAAGUCAGAUAUUGCGGAGUUGGUGCAGCGUAUUCAGCGCUAUCUGCAUGCGGCCGGUCCCUGCACACAGAUACCCAUUGCCGAGGCGAUGGUCAACUAUAAGGAUGAGGACUCAUGCCAGAUUUUUGUGCCGUUUGUCAGCGAUGUGCGCAUUGGAUAUUUGGAUGGUGCACAGGCCUCACUGGAUCUGGAGGAGAACAACGCCUCCAAUGUGACUGGCAGCUCAGGCAGCGGUGGCUCAGCAAAUGCUUCCAGCCAGCCCAUACCCAUUGGCAGCCAGAGCACACCCAAUGUAUAUGGCAUCGUGUCAGGUUCGCCGCCACAGCAGCAACAGCAAAUGGGCCUGGGACAGGUUCAGAACAUGGGACGCAUAUCACCGCCGUUACAGACGCCACCUUCGUCGGGCUCAUCGCAUCGCGAGCGUGGCGCCAGUGAUGCCCUCAAUACGCCCUCAACUAUGCAGGCGCAGGCGUUCAGUGGAGCGCUGUCUGCUGCUGAGGCUGUCGAACUGCAGGUGGACUACUGGCCGCUGGUGCGGCCCGGUGAGUCGCAUCUCAAGGAGUCAAAGGGCGGUACGUCGCGCGGCGGCGACUCUGGCGGCGGCAAGAAUAGCAUUAAAAGUACGUUUAGGAAUCUGCAGGUGUGGCGCCUGCCACAGCAUGCACAGCAAAUGGGUGAUAUGUCCAAUGGACUGACUGUUAGCUUCGCCACCAAGGAGAAGAAGCAAAAGCAAAUUAUGCGCUUGGGCAAGAAGAAGGACAAGGAGCGUGAUCUCGAAAAAGAGCAGUGUGUUGAGGGUGUGGCACGUCUCAUUUGCUCACCCAAACAGUCGCAUCCAGUGCCACUACGUGUUUAUAUCGAUGGCACCGAGUGGACUGGCGUCAAAUUCUUCCAGCUAUCGUCGCAGUGGCAAACGCAUGUGAAGAACUUUCCCAUUGCGCUCAUUGGCUGCACGCCCAUGUCGUGUGCUGAAUUAACCUAGUCAUUCAAUAUAUAUGUUCGUUCAAUGCCCAUUCUCAUUUAAACUCGCACGCGCAGACCCAUUGAGUAUCCAAGGGAGGCGCGUAGACAUGCGCGUCAACUCAUUAUUAUGAGCUAAGAAGAAUGAUAAUUUAUUUUAUAAUUAAUAAUUGUAAAUUUUUAGUUAAUAAAACGUAUAGCUUGUAAUUUUCAUUUAAGUCUUCAAACGCGAAUUGUGAAUUAAUCAAAGAUUUUCGAGCCACAAGCAUCACACACACGCUCACAAUAAGUAAUAGUUAUAUAAUUGACAUAAAUAUUGAAAUUAAAGAAACAAAACAAAAUACCGAACGUUUAACACUUGUUCAAAAUAACGCGUAUCAAAUAUCCUGUACAAGAAUACUAUGUAGUUACAGUUUCAAAAGUUUA